AUGUCGAUUGUAUGCUCUGUUUUUAUGUCAAAUAUAUUCACUGUUGCAAUUGCCACAAUAUGUAUUGUAUCAAUUUGUUUGGGAGCAUUUGGAUUAUUAGUUUUGUGGGGAAUUGAUUUAGAUCCUAUUUCAAUGGCCACAACAAUAAUGUCAAUCGGUUUUUCUGUUGAUUUCCCCGCUCAUGUUACUUAUCAUUACUAUAGAUGUUCUAAAUUUGAUGAUGGUCGAAUGUUAAGUCCAGAACAAAGAGUUCAUGCUUCAUUAUUAGCUAUAGGAUUCCCACUUUUGCAAUGUGGAAUGAGUACAAUACUUUUUGUACUUUGUCUACUUUUUGUAGACACUUAUAUGAGUGAAGUUUUUGUCAAGUCAAUGUUCCUCGUUGUCUCUCUAGGUUUAAUUCACGGUUUAUUUGUUGUCCCUUCUAUGCUAUGUGCUCUCUCAAAUAUUAAUUUAUUGUUGGAGACAAUCAAAAAGGUUGAAGGGAAGAAUUAA
Molecule: messenger RNA, 492 nt
Organism: Meloidogyne enterolobii
Lineage: Eukaryota; Metazoa; Nematoda; Chromadorea; Rhabditida; Meloidogynidae
Source: the annotation of a GenBank genome assembly